Molecule: messenger RNA, 1988 nt
Organism: Owenia fusiformis
Lineage: Eukaryota; Metazoa; Annelida; Polychaeta; Sabellida; Oweniidae
Source: the annotation of a GenBank genome assembly
GUAUUCUAAAUGUAACAGUUGGGAGGUAUCAUAGAUCCAGCACUCCAUGUUUAACAUUUAGAUUUAAACAAUUUUAAACUGAUAUUUCCUUUAAGAAAAAAUGUAGAUAUUGGAAUACAUGAUGAUUUUGAACUAUUUACUGAGUAUUUUAAAGAGAUAUUUAUGUUAAUUUGGACUAAGUGACCGUUUUAAGAUGGAUUUUGGAAAUAUUAUACUCGGGACUUUAUUCCUUGGUCAAAUAGUGCUACAGACAUAUGGACAAUAUGCGCAACAAACGGCAAACAAAUGCUUCAGUGUGCCUGGUGUGCCUAAGCUGGACUUUGACGCAUGUAAACCAGGGGACAUGAUCCUCAUUACGACUGCUCUUCAAGGGAUCAGUAGAUCCCCAGGCCAAUGUAGCUACCUUCAGGGUGAUUGCACAGAGCCUGUUACAUCUGAGACAGAUGAAAAACUUCAUAAAGAGUGCAUUGGCAAAGAGUCAUGCAGUAUCACAGUUAGUGUGGCAUGGAUGCCACGGUGUAGCGCAUACAGCAACUAUAACCAAGUCAUGUACUACUGUAUACCAAAAAUAAAUACCCAGAAUAUUUGUGUGAGGGAUGGACGAUUCGGAUUAAAACGUGGCUUCCUGUCAACACCAAAUUACCCAGACUCCUAUACGUCUGACCAGGACUGUCACUGUAAUAUGACUACAGCCCCAGGGAAGAAACUAAAGUUCAAGUUUCCCGAUUCUGCUCUAGAGUGGAGUCACAGUUGUACAAAAGACAAGGUGAAAAUAAUGGAUGGUGGGCAGGCUAUUACCAGGUGUGGAAAACUACCAAGAAUGUAUAACUACACAACAUACAGCAACACUGUAGAAGUUCACUUUAUAUCUGAUAACUGGAAAGAAGAUAAAGGUUUUUGGCUACAAUACGAAGCUGACAGUAACAUUGAGGUAUUUUGUGGGCCAACUAAUUGGGUGCCAACUACUACGACAACAACAACAGAAGCGCCAACCACAACACCCAAGCCUGGCAGCUCUUCUGAGGGUACAUACCUAGGUCCAAGCGACCCAACCAAUGAUAACACAUCUCUAGUUGGAAUCAUCAUUGCUGCUGUGAUUGGCUUCAUCGUCCUUGUUGUACUCAUUGUACUCUUAAUUAGAUUCAGAAGAAAACGUCAUAUGGAAAAAAUUUCUAAAGCACCAGUGGAGCCUGCCCGCCACCCUAAAUUACACAAACACCAUGGGGACAAGCCUCCAGGCUCUCCGGGCGCCCCAGGGGGACCUACCACUCCCAAAGCAAACAAACACAAUGAAGAUGACAAAGACGACAAGCCUUAGACCACUGUUGCUGUGCUUGCUAUAUGUAUACUAAAACAUUAACAGACUGCCAAUUAACAAACGCAAUACUUUGCUCAUGGACUUAAAAAUUGCAUAGUCUUAAAACACAUAGUGAUGUACACAAGGUCAGACUAUAACCUUGUAAUUGAGAAUAGUCAUUCUUUUAGUAGCAUUCUGUAUAGAUGUGUAAUAACACUAGGAGCCUACAGACUAACAAAGGUAUUGCUUAUAAUAAUAACCUAAAGCCUAUAGACUAACAUAGGAGCCUGUCCUUAACAACCCAUUUCCUAAACACUAUAACAACCUUGACUUUGUAUAGUUAUAAAAUAUAUAAAAGCCUUGACUAUGCAGAGUAAUAAAUUAAGUUAAAAUAUAACGUAACGCCUGCAGCCUAACAAAAGGCUUUGACUAUAUAAUAACCCAGUGCCUUCAAAAGUGGCUGCCAAUAUUCUAACAAAUGCCUACAAAGAUAGUGAUGCAGUCCUGUCAUGUAGUCUAAAUACAUUAUAUAUUUACAAUAUGAAAGUCAUAGUUUCAGAGUUUGGUGUAGUAUAAAGGAGAUGAUACAAUUCAAAGAUUCAAUCUGUAUAACUUAAUUAAGAGAGAUGUCGAUUCAAUUCAAUUCAAUUCCUUUUGUAAAUAUAUAUAUAUAUAUACAGUACAGUACAUA